This is a messenger RNA of Macrobrachium nipponense, 3648 nucleotides long. RefSeq lists its product as uncharacterized. The record is from RefSeq and is a predicted model, not a curated record. Lineage: Eukaryota; Metazoa; Arthropoda; Malacostraca; Decapoda; Palaemonidae. The transcript is spliced from 6 exons. Bases 574 to 1410 code for a protein of 278 amino acids.
UGGAAUCCUGGAAUCCUGGCUAAAGGAAUACGAAAAAAACAGGCAAAACACUCAAUUUUGGAAUCCUGAUACAGAAUACUGUGCAGUAGCGUGUGAGUAAGCAGAAUCAUAAAAUAGAAAACUGGAAAAAAAAAGAAACCUGGAAUCCUGGAAUCCUGGCCAAAGGAAUAAAAAAAAAGUCAAAAAACUCAAUUUUGGGAUCCUGAUACAGAAUACUGUGCAGUAGCGUGUGAGUAAGCAGAAUCAUAAAAUAGAAAACUGGAAAAAAAAGAAACCUGGAAUCCUGGAAUCCUGGCUAAAGGAAAAAAAAAAAAAACAGUCAAAAAACCCAAUUUUGGAAUUAGUCAGACGAGCAGCCAUGAAAAGUUGUUGAUAACUGGCGGGAAAAUUGGGAACUGUCCAGCAAUGGUGAGAAGAAGGACAGGGGAGGAGAAUAACUGGCUGUAACAGCGGCCUGUGAAGGACUCCCAGUGGCCGUUUUGAACUGGAGCUUGCUUCCUCUCUCUCUCUCUCCGUCUCUAUCUCUCUCUCUCUCUCUCUCUCACUGCAUCACUCCCAGGUUCCAGGAAGGCCAUGUCAGCGUCCAGAACCACCACCACCACACUGCUCACCUUGACGGCUCUCAGCUGCCUCAUACAAGGCGGCUGCGCCAUCAAGUGGGUACGUUUCGCCGUGCCCUCGUACGCCUCCAGGGGCGACGACGUCGUGCUCACGUGCGAGUUCGACCUCGAGGGCGAGAAGCUGUACUCGGUCAAGUGGUACAAGGCCGGGAAGGAGUUCUACCGCUACGUCCCGGGCGACUGGCCGCCACAGCAGGCCUUCGAGAGGCUCGGGAUAACCGUCGAUGUCUCUCAGAGUAACCACGAGACGGUGACACUCCGGGAGCUCACCCUCGACGCAGGAGGCAGGUACAAGUGCGAGGUACUGACGGAGGCGCCGAAGUUUAGGACUCUGGUCAAGUCGUCCGUUAUGCGAGUGGUUGAACUUCCCCACGGUGGACCGGAAGUGACUGGAGGGGAGCACGAGUACCGACUGGGCGACAUGGUCAACCUCACCUGCACGGCACCCAGGGCCAUUCCUGCCCCGGUGCUCACUUGGUACAUCAAUGGGCAAGAGGCCCCACAGGACUACCUAAUACGCUACCCCCAGAAGCAGGACAGCUCCGGAAUGUACGAGGCAAAGUUGGGACUGCUCUUCCGGGCGGAGCGCUGGCACUUCGACGAAGACCGAGUGACCCUCCGGUGUACGGCGGCCAUCCAGAAGUUCUACCAGAGGGAGGGCCACCACAUAGGCGUGGUCGUGCACCCUCUCAAACCGGCGCUCCUAGAGGACCACAACGCAGGUAUCUCUUCAACGCUGUUGGUUCAAGUCUGGUUGAUGCUGCUUUGCUGUUUCCUGCUGCAUCUCUGAUGGGGGUGAUCCCCUGCCUUCACACCUGCUGCUGUGGCAGCAAUGCUGUCGAAAAGCGUCGCCGACUUGUUCUGUAGCAAACAGGGUCUCACAAAUUUACAGCUGUUUCCAAAAGGGAGCCGAUCAUUAUUAUUAUUAGUUUUAGAAAUGACAAAUAUCCAACACUGAACUGCCAGCUCAACCUAUGAUGAAUGACAUUCUUACUAGAUCUUUCACGCCUUGCUGAUUCGUCCUGCUCUGCUCAGUAGGUACCCUGCUAUCCUGCUUUCUGUUAAUUAUGUCUCCCUCUUAUCCUGCUCUCCGUUAAUUAUGUCUCCUUCUUAUCCUGCUUUCUGUUAAUUAUGUCUGGGUUAAUGGACAUUCUUUUACUCGACAACCCGCCCAAAUUGUAUUAUUUAAAGAGCUCAUGGAUGAUACUUCCGUAUUCGAAACGCUGUUGAUAAAACUCUGCUUAUACGACUUUAUAUUUUUAUUGCCUGGGCCAUUGAUCUUUUUUUUCUAAUAACUGCCAGCUGAUUCCAUCCUCUGUUAGAUUUCUUGCAGCUUACUAGACACUCUCUUUCGACCUUCGUUUUAGAAUCACCUCCUGGGGCAAUGUUACAAAUAAAUUCCCAUUAUAAUACAACCCCAUGUUUAUGUUACCUUCAUACAGCUGGACAUCCUAAGAACGCAGUGAGUGCAGUGUAAAACUAUCCACUAUCCAAGUAUUAUAAUAAAAGGCUUUGCAUUCUGCGAACACCAUCCUACUUAUAUCUGGCCUUCUGACACAACUAAGAGGCAGUACUGUAUGUCAUUACUGACCAGUAUGAUAUCUUCCUUUCCCACUGCAAGGUCACGUGACCACUUCGUUUGUAGCCCUCUUAUCUGCUGUACGAAUCUCUUCGCGUUAGCCCUACCUUCUCAAAUUGUUUUAUACUUACUGGCUCUUUAUUACUUCUUUUGAGUCACCUGCUGUCUGAAGGACCUGCACCCUGGAGGUCCUUUCCAAUUGCUUGUUGGUCUUAGUUCUAUUGUAACUAUCUGCUCGUUAGAGCUCCUCUGCUGUUACCUGCUUCCUCGCUUCAUUUCCAGUUUCCCUGUGGUUUGAAGCUCCGUUCUGUCUACCUACUGUCCCAGUUUCCUUUGUAAUGACCUGCUGUUUCCAUCUCUUUCUGUAAUCAUCUGCCUUUUCCUUCGUUUUUUGUAAUUAGCUGUUAUUUCAAACUCAUUUUCAGUCAGCUGCUGGCUCAGUCACUAUAGUUACUUGCUUGCGUCUGCUGCUUUCUGAUGACAGGGCCUCUCCAAAUUCACUAUACUUGCCUUCGGCCUUAAAUCUCUUUGUAAUUAAUUGAUCUUAUAAUCUCUUUUGUAAUGACCUGUUGUCUUAAACAUCUUACAUUUAUCUGCUGUCUAAAGCUCCUUUGUAGUUAAUUGCUGUUUAACUCUCCCCUACCUCCUGCUUCGAGCUCCUUCCUAAGUACCUGCUUUUCAAGCUUCUAAUGAAUUACUUAACUACUUUCCUCAUUACUUGCCGUCUCGAGCCUCUUUUGCAAUGACUUGCUCUGUCGACCUCCCUGGUAAUUACCUUCAGUCCCAAGAACCUUUGAAAUUACCCCCAGUUUUGUGCACCUUCGUGAUUACCUGCCGUCUCAGGUUGUAUUGUAAAUUACCCAGCCUCUCUUGUUUUUAUCUCCUAAUUACCAAGCAGACAAUCUCCCACUGUAAUUGCCUGCAUGUUCAAGUUUCCUUUUGUUGACUGGUGCUUCUUAGUUAUUUUGUAAUUGAUAGGGAAUAUCAGUGCUUGUGUUUAUCAUUGGAAGUUCCCGACUCAUUCUAGUUCCACGUAGGUCCCUGAAGAUUCGGUUACCUGCUUGACUGCUUUCCAAAUCUCCUAUUCCUAUGUUAACCCUACAUCGUAAUAAUUACUGAUUUAGAUUCCUGUGUAAUUCCUUGACGGCUCCUGCGACAAUGUAAUUGGCUUCUGUAAUUGUCCGGUGGCAAGUACUCCUUCGUCAUUACUACUGACCAGACAUCUCAUCCAAACAUAUGCUGGUGGUUUUGUCUCGUACGUAAUUGCCAUAUGAUUUAACCUCCACUGUAAUUGACUCCUGAUUAUAUGAUAUCUCCUAUGUAAGCUCUCUCUGGCACCUGCGAAAGGAAGGCCUGUGAGAAUACAUUAAUGUACAGACAAUUCUAGGUUAAUUAACAAGAAUUCCCUUUCAUAUCUUAGCUUCGGUAUAUCUGGUCUAUGAGCCUAUA